GUCAGCAUCCUCCACGAGCCUCAGCAUCCUGAAGCGAGGCAGUAAGUCAUCACCAGCAUCCUCCUCUCCAUCACCACCAUCAUCAGAGGAUUCGGUCCCCAACAUUAGCACCCUGUUCACCUGGCUGUGCGCCUUCUCCUGUCCCUGCUCUGGCGGCUCGUUUCGAGGAUGGCGGAGAGCGAGGCAGACACGCCGAGCACGCCGAUUGAGUUUGAGAGCAAAUACUUCGAGUUUGAUGGAGUGCGGCUGCCGCCCUUCUGCAGAGGGAAGAUGGAGGAGAUCGCCAACUUCUCUCUCAGAAGUAGCGACAUCUGGAUCGUCACCUACCCAAAGUCAGGCACCAGUCUACUUCAGGAGGUUGUGUAUCUCGUGAGUCAGGGAGCAGAUCCCGACGAGAUCGGCCUCAUGAACAUCGACGAACAGCUGCCGGUUUUAGAGUAUCCUCAACCAGGUCUGGAGAUCAUCCAGGAGCUGACCUCCCCUCGUCUGAUCAAAAGCCAUCUCCCGUACCGAUUCCUCCCUACAGCCAUGCACAAUGGAGAGGCCAAGGUGAUCUACAUGGCUCGUAACCCCAAGGACCUGGUCGUCUCUUACUACCAGUUUCACCGCUCUCUCAGGACCAUGAGCUACCGCGGGACCUUCCAGGAGUUCUGCCGUCGCUUCAUGAAUGACAAACUGGGAUAUGGUUCCUGGUUUGAACACGUUCAGGAAUUUUGGGAACACCGUAUGGACUCCAAUGUUCUCUUCUUGAAAUAUGAAGACAUGUUCAAGGAUCUUGGAAAUCUUGUUGAGCAGCUAGCUCGGUUCUUGGGUGUUUCCUGUGACAAGUCUCAGCUAGAGGGCAUGGUGGAGAGCUGCAACCAGCUGAUCGAGCAAUGCGGCAACUCUGAGGCGCUGUCCAUCUGCAGGGGUCGCGUCGGUCUGUGGAAAGACGUUUUCACCGUCUCCAUGAACGACAAGUUUGACGCCGUGUACAGACAGAAGAUGGGAAAGUCUGACCUGAUGUUCGACUUCGCCCUGUGAGGAUCCAUCUUCACCUUUCCUCACCCCUCCUCCUCCUCCUCCACCGAUCUACUUCAGAACAUCGACGAUCGCACACCUUCUGCCAAAAACUCACAAUCGUACAUCCUCACUGAGUUCACUCUGACAACAGGAUCACAUGACAAGACUUUACCCAGAAUGCAUCUGUGUGAAAACAGCUCAUCAGACACCAUACCUGAGUGGAUAGAGUGAGAGUAAUCCAGUUUAAACCAAACCUCCCCAAAGCCCCCUCCCUCUACGUGUUUCCUCUGUAAACGACAGGGUUUGACCAAUAUCGCAUUAGGAAGGCUGAUUUAAUCCUGAUGAACCAAAGAACGGGUCCAUAUUUAUGUUUAAAUCCCACAGCGUGCUCAUUAUCAGGGACUGAAACUAAUGCUAAUACAUUGGUGACACUUUACCGUAGAGUACAAUGAAACUGGAACGGUUGAAGAAUAACUAACUAGGUUAGACUGGUUCAGUUAUUAGAAACUACUCAGUAUGAUGAUCAAGUGAAAGCUAGCAGUGACUUUACAAAAUUCAAUGGUGAGUUACUCACUAUCUACACAGUUAACGAGCACUUAAGUCCUGAUUUAUUACCAAAUAACAAUACAACAAUUAUAAUACUGUGUCGAAGGCACGAAUGUUUCGUACUGUGCUAAAUCCACCAAAGUUGAUUCUCCAUUGACUAGAAACCACGCCAAUUUUUGGUACUUUAUUGUAAAGUGUUACCGAUAUUUAUGAAUGAAAAAGACAGAAAAUCACAAGUUGACACAUCAGGAGAGGGAAGAAAACAACAAAGUAAUUUGUUCAUAUUUCUUUUGUUGUAUUUCUCCCUUUAUGUCAAGUCAAAUAUCAGUUGAAGGUCGAGAGCAUCCGCAGUCAUCAGGUGAAGUCAAACCCAAAUAUAUGAAUACAGGUGCAUCUCAAAAAGUUAGAACCUCAUGUCCAAGUUCAAUUUAUGUAUUCUAGAUUCACCUCAUACAACUUAGUCAUGAUAUUCAAAUUUUUUUCUGAUGCACCUGUAUAAUCCUUAAAUCCACCCAGAGAGAGACUGUUGUGUGUUUGUUGGUUAAGUGCUGCAGACUCCAUCGCCAAAGUGCGUACGAACGUUCGUGUGUUUGAGAAACACACAGGAAAAGAGAGAUAGGUAAAACAAAGUAUGCACCAGAGUCCCUAAGCUGAUUUAAAAUCAAUGAAAUGCUUUUAUAAAUCUAUAAAAGCCUAGAUAGUCUACUAUACAGCUAUGUUUAAAUAAGCAGAGUUCCUAGAGGUAGAUGUAGGAUUAGAUUUCACUAAAGAGGCCAAAAAUCAAACAGUCUGAUGUGUGACCUGCUCUGUAGUGUAAAAGUUUAUAUCAUCAGAAUUAUUAAUUGAUUUAAAGAUGCUUUAAUAUCAAAUUAUAAAUCAGGAUAAUUGAUUCCUGAAAAGCUGGCAUUUUAUUUGCUAUCUUGUGUCCAAGCAUGGAGGUUACACUGCCAUCAGCUGUGGCUGUUUUGGCAAUUAACGCCUAUCACCCUCUAGUGGUGGAAACAAGCAACCACAGCUUGAUUACAAAGAUUUAAAGCCUGUCUGAAUGAAAUUCAAGACAAAGCCCCUUUGUUUUUUAUCAUUUUAUUCUCUCUUUUAGGGUUAAAUAAGAAUGAAUAGAUAAAAUCUGAUGCUUCAGGGUGACUCAUGGGCAAACAUGCAUGUUACCCUGAGGAAAUAUCAACGCCUGUGAAGCUCUACUAAGAUGUGAUCGCUGCAGGUUUAACACAAUGGAGGCAGAUAAAUCUGCAUUAAGUCAUAUGUUAAUGGAGGUGAUAUACAAAGGCAAUUGCACAAGCAGAAGAAGCUUAAAGCUCCUAUGAAGACCUUUGUCAAGAAGUUAACACAUUAUAAACAGGAAAUAAAAAUACUGGAUUAAGAAAAACUACAUUGACAAGCUUGUAGCAGCAACAGGAAGCUAAAAACAGAUUAAUAUACUGGGACAAAUGGGAAUUUCCUGCACAUGGGCAUUAAAACCCCUGUUUUAGCAGCCUGUCACAGCUUAAAGCAUUUAAAAACACUUCACCGUGUGAGGGACAACACUGAUGGAGGAUCCAGGCCCACCAUGGUCGAGUCUUUUUCAUUUUUUUUACCUUAAGAAGAGUAUUUAAAAAAUGGAUAUACUGGCAACACACCAGUAUAUUGAUUUGGUACAUCCCAUAUAAGCUUUGUUUCAGACUGGGUGUGUGGUGGCUGCGUAGCAGCUGCAACAUUUGCAUGUUCACAAGUCAAGGUUUCCAGACUGCCUUCAUGGGCGUCUCAUCUUAAGAAUAGCAGGCUGGUCUGUUUUUACUGUGAGCUGCAUGUCUAAAAUAGAAAGGAUCAUGAUAAACAGAGCUGUAUUUAGCAGAUAUGUACAACAGGGUUUUUCCUGUAUGCAGAAUUACAAGGGAAAGCAAAUUUCGGGAGUUCCCUGCCAAAAAGACAGAAAGUUUCCUAAAUUUCCAAGAUUUUCUUCCCUGCUGAAGAAAACAUGACAUGGACGAAUGCUUGUCUUUAUGUGCAAGAUGAUGAACGCACUUGUUCCUCUCAGCUUAAUGCCAUAGGAUUGGUGUAUGUAAGGGCAGUGCCCCUAGAUAACAUGCACCCGCUUCCACUGCCUCCCUCUGUUAUGGGCGUUAUGGGCGUGAUGCUCCCACAAACCCCAUUUAAUAAGACAGAGAGAGGCGGUGGUAAACGAUGUGAAGCAACAGCUUAACUCAAGUCAGUGAUCAUUGGUAUUUGUUAGAUAUUUCAUAAUCCUCCAGUCAGAAGCUAGAGCUGCAGUUUCAUUUAAUCCAUUUAUCAAAAAGUUAUAUCAAACAAAGAGGAAUAAGCAGGAUGUUAAUCCUCUUACAAUGUAAACUUAUCACAGAAAGGGUUGACAGUCAGUGUUUUAUUAUGGACAUGAAAUUUAACAUCUAUUAAAGAGAGGGUAGGAAAAAAGGGUUUUUUAAGGUAAUAACACUUUUUGAGGACAUCUAAAAUCUUUACCAGGAGGUCAGACCAGUUGGAAAUGAUAGUUUUCCAGUCAAAUUGGAAUCGCUGCAUCUCUGGUUGAAGUACUACAAGAGCUCAAGCUUGUUUAAAGAGGAAAACAUAUUUCAAAGAUUUAGCCUCUUCAUUUUGCUCUCAAAGUGCACUUUAUUGAUGCAUUUAUAAGGAAUUUGAGAAAUGUUAUUAAUUAAAAACUUACAGUGCCCCCAAACCCUCCAGCAAAUUUUGGGCCUCUAGCUCAAUUUGAGCCAGGAAAAACCCUGGCAUAUGCCCUAGUGAUGGGAAAUACAUCUAUUUUUAGUGAUCCGGGUCAUUCAGCUCAGCUCAGUAAGAAAAGCUGACUCUUUCAGCUCCCAAACGACUCGCUAUGUUUAUACUUCACUUAUGUUUGAUUUUUUUGAUCAAUGAAAAUUCACGUCAUUAUUUUUCAAAAUGUGCUGUUUCCUGAAAAUACACUGUGGGUCAGACAAAAUUAUAUAAACGUUCAUGUGAAAGAGUCGGCUCUUUGUACCGGCUCGUUCACGAACACAUCACUAAUAUGUCUACAUCAGUAGAACGUGCCACUGGCAAAACGUGUCUGUUCAAUAAAGUUGUUAUGCUGGAGCGUUCUGUUUCCACAUCAGUAGAAUAUGUGACAGGGAAUAUAAACAGCACAAGUGUAUUUCCAGUUUGAACUUUUCAGAGUAACAGCCUGGUUUAGCAUUUCUGUGGAGAAACUCCCCUCGUUUAUAGAGACUGCUUUUAUUCUGAAGUUCCCCCGGCUCAGCUGAGCAGUAAGUCAAGCUGCUUGUAGGGAGAUUUAUUGAGGUAAAACUGAUGAAGAAAGACAGUAUGAAGGUGGUGAUGGCACAAACACAAGCGGACAUGCGCUGCAGAUGUCACACUGCAAGCAUGCACCCAGUCUGAAAAGAGUUUGAGAGAGUGCAUCCAUCGAAAUGCACAUUUGAUGGCUGAUUUUUAUUAUCAUUACUAUCAUACCUGCCUGCUGUCUUACAUCUAGAUGUUUUGCAUCAAGCCGCCCCCUGCUGGCUGUUAGAAAGAAUGCACAUUUAAGAUAUUUGCACAUGUCUUAACUUUAUCAGGACACAUCCACUUCUUUCUGUGGUUGAAAUGAGUGAAAAAUAACAACAAAACUCUUGAUUUUCCUCUUCUGUUUCUGUGCUCUCUUGUAAACUUUGGGUGUUUUUGCUGCAGGAGAGGAGAGAGCUGAGUAUUCAGACAUAACCAGCAUUAACUACUCAGCCAAUCACAGACAUCAACUUGAGACGUCACUUACAAACACUCCUCCUUCUCUUCCUCUUCCUCAGUAGAUUCCUGUCCUCCAGGCUGGUGCGUGCGCUCUUCAGACACUCGUGAAUGUCUUUAUUGUGUGGAUGUAAACGACAACACUCGUCACGCGGCCUCUUUUACAGCUCCUCCUCAUUGUUCUCUCUUUUCUCUGCGUCACUCUGUUUACAGCCGUUGGCAGGGCUCCUCCGUCCAUCUCCUCUUUAUGUUUGAGGUUGUUUUUUUUUUAAUACAUGCCUGCCUCCGUUUCCUGGGCGUCUUGUGUUUUACA
Molecule: messenger RNA, 5581 nt
Organism: Cheilinus undulatus (humphead wrasse)
Lineage: Eukaryota; Metazoa; Chordata; Actinopteri; Labriformes; Labridae
Gene: sult4a1
Product: sulfotransferase family 4A, member 1
Exons: 7
Coding region: 169-1023 (284 amino acids)
Biological process (GO): sulfation
Cellular component (GO): cytoplasm
Molecular function (GO): sulfotransferase activity
Source: RefSeq, a predicted model, not a curated record